Molecule: messenger RNA, 2452 nt
Organism: Brassica rapa (field mustard)
Lineage: Eukaryota; Viridiplantae; Streptophyta; Magnoliopsida; Brassicales; Brassicaceae
Product: DNA primase small subunit
Biological process (GO): DNA replication, synthesis of primer
Source: RefSeq, a predicted model, not a curated record
UUCUAAUAUAAAACUCUAUAAAAAGAAUACUCGAAUAGUUAUUUGCAUUUACAAAAUUAAUAAGAACCAAAACCAGUUAUUUAAACUAUCUACAUGAACCAAAACCAAAACCUCAUACAUUUUUUCAAUAUAUAGGUAGUUUUAGCAGGGCCGGCUUAGGAGGCAGUGCAAUGGAGCGUGGAUCCAGGGUCUAAUUUUUUUUGGCAUAAUUAGUAUUAAAAAGGAGUUUAAUUUUUCAGAAAAAUAAAAGGGAUAUGGACCCUAUCUUUUUUUUUAAAUUAUCCAUAAUAUAUGUAAAAAAAAAUUUGAAAAUCAUUUUGCCCAAGGGCCCACAGUUUUUUUGAGCCGGCCGUGAGUGUUAGCCAAACCUUUUUGUUUCACGAAAUCUAAACUAAUUUUUUCAUUAGUUGAAUAUUGUGUAAUCUAAUAAUACAUAUUUUUUUUAUUUUUGAUUGAAUUUAUCUAUUAAAUGCUAGUUUUUAAAAGUUAUAAUUUUCUUGAUAUUAACACUUUUAACUAAAACUACUUAUAUAUUGAAACAGAAAAUAUAUAAAAAUUAUUAAUUUAUUAUUUUAGUGGACCGUGUAUUUAUUUCAGAUUUUUUUUAUAAAUUUAUUAUUUGAUCAAAUUUUAUAUUGAUUUAACUUGGGACUAAGAAAAAUAUUAAUUUAUCAAUAUUAAUAUUAAUUUAUAGCGUAUGCUGUAUUCUAAACAUUAAUGGGCCCAAAUAAGUAAAGCCCGUUAUAAAGUGUCCCGCCUAAUUUUACCCUAAUUGGCUCCUCUUUCCCGCCAUUUCCACAAUCCCUAAAAAUGUUUCAGUAAUCGUCGACUGUGUUUCUCUCUUGUUUUGUUUCUGUGAAUCUCUACUUUGCAAAGUUGGAUUUUGUUUUUUGGGUUUAAUUGUUGCGGGAAAGAAAGAUGACGAGAGAAGAGAUCGAAAGCAGAGAAGAUGAAUCGAUGAUGGACGCACCACAGAUCAACAAGCCGAAACCAGAAGAGUUCUUCAACGUUAAUUACCUCCGAAUUUACUACGGCAAUCUGUUUCCUUACAGUGAUAUUCACAAAUGGCUUUCUUACGGACACGAUGGGAAACAUCCUGGUUGCGAUGAAUACUACUUUGGUCGAAGAGAGUUCUCUUUCACCCUUGAGAACGACGUUUAUCUCCGCUACAAGUCCUUCAAAAAUGCUUCAUCCAUGGAAGACGCUAUCAGAUCCCAUUUCCCUUACAAGAUUGAUAUUGGCGCCGUCUAUAGCGUUGACCCUGAUAAGAGGCAUGCCUAUUCACAAACUGGCUCCAAUGUGUUUACUCCUGUGGAGAGGGAGUUGGUCUUUGAUAUUGAUAUAACAGAUUAUGACGAUGUUAGAUACUGUUGCUCUGGAGCUGAUGUUUGCUCCAAAUGUUGGCCUUUGAUGACUGUUGCUAUCAAAGUCAUUCAUACUUCCCUCACUGAGGAUUUCGGAUUCAAACACAUCCUCUGGGUGUUCAGUGGACGUCGUGGAGUUCACUGUUGGGUUUGUGAUCCUAAAGCUCGCAGGAUGACUAAUGAACAAAGAUCAGCAGUUGCUGAGUACUUCCGUGUUUAUAAGGGAAAUGAGAACAAUGCAAGAAAAGUAGCUCUUAUGGGUUAUUCUCUUCAUCCUUUCCUUGCGAGAUCGUAUGUAGAUUAUCUCAAGGGUUUCUUUGAGGGCGAGUUACAAGCAACUCAAAGCAUAUUCUCUACCAAAGACAAGUAUGAGAAGAUACUUGCGAUGAUUUCUGAUGAAGAUAUUCAAUCAGAGCUCAGAGGAAAAUGGGAGAAUUCAGCUAGAUCAUCUCUAUCAGAAGAAGCCAUCAGCCUUGUAAGGUGGGAGCAGCUUAAAAACACCCUCCAAUCCAAGAAACACAAGGCUCCAACACUGCGUAUGUGCGUUGAAGAAAUCGUCUUCACCUUUACCUAUCCUCGAAUUGAUUUGGAGGUCUCAAAACAAAUGAACCAUUUGCUUAAGGCACCUUUCUGUGUCCAUCCAAAAACAGGUCGUGUAUGUGUUCCUAUCGACCCAAAUAACUGCGAUGAGUUUGAUCCAUUGGCAGUUCCAACACUUUCACAGCUAAUCGAAGAAAUCAACUCAGGAGGCUCAAGAAUGGAUGUGGAUGAUGAUAGUGAUGAUUCAGAUACAAGUCUACUUGGGAAAUCAGUCAAGUUCUUCAGAUCCUCAUUCCUAGAACCCUUACUGAAAUCAUGCAAGGAAGAAAUAGAGAGUUCAUACAAAACCAAAAUUGGCAAGUCUAAGGAUUCACUUAGCUGGUAACUGAGAGUUAUUGAGUUUUUAUUUUGUGGUUUACAGUCUGCUCUAAGUUUCUAUUUCAGUUUGGUUUUAGUUUGUAAUGUACUAUCUUCACUAAGCUUGAGAAUCUAUACAUCUUGUUGUUAUGUUUUUUAAGAAAAUUAUACCUUUAUUAGCGAGUGAUUAA